ACACCGAUGCUGGUUCAGUCGACGCUUCGACUUUGCGUAAACCAUUGCGUCGGGUUAUAGAGAGGUAUCGCAGUUUCGCCAGAGACACCUCGUCCAUGUAUUAAUUCAUGAAACGAUCAAUCGGCUCGUACGCUGAUCGAGAAUCCAUUGACUGUGAAAGAAAAGUGGCUUAUUAAAAAAAAGAAUUCAAUGAACGAAUAAAUAGGGUUUACCAAAAUUUCCUCAAAUAUAUUUUAUCGUCGAAUCUAGACUUUUGUGCAGUGUGUAUUGUGAAAAUAAUGGACGUUGGUUAUACCCCCAUACCAUAAAGCGGAAUAACAGUCUGUGAAUAAAUCUGGCAACGAUCGGAAUUGUAAAAAAGAGAAAAACAGAAAAAAAGCAAUACGAAGGCAAAGGGCCAUUUAGGUCCUUAUUUUCAGGUCGGUGUAUGUCUCAACCGUUGAAUAUACUCGGUUCGAGCAGUACCGAUCUACCUUCACCUCUGAGCUGGAGGUGUGCGGGCGAAUUGUGUGCUGCGUGCAGCGGUUGUGUGGUACAAACGACAGCGAACCAAGUCACAACAGUAUCAGAGGAAGAGAUCGCGGACGUCGUGGGGGGCAGGCGGUGGGGGAGGAGAUGCCGCCCGUCGCCGUCAGCCCAAGUCCCGCAUCCACCUCGUCUCAAGAAGAUUCCUGUAAACCACCACCUCGCAACUGCUAUCGUCUCGUUCUCCUGGGAAGCGCAAGGGUUGGAAAGACAGCUAUCGUCGCCAGGUUUCUGUCCAACAAAUUCGAGGAGAGCUACACGCCAACGAUCGAAGACUUUCACCGGAAGUUGUACAGAAUCAGAGGCGAGGUUCAUCAGCUGGAUCUUUUAGAUACCAGUGGAAACCACCCCUUCCCCGCAAUGAGAAGAUUAUCAUUUUUGACAGGUGAUCUUUUCGUCGUAGUGUUUAGUAUGGACAGCAGAGAGUCCUUCGAGGAAGCCAUAAGGCUGAGGGAAGCAAUUUUAGAAACAAAAGUGAGCGCUACUCAAGGGGGUGCGAAGGGUAGAAGGCAUCAAAACCUGAAAGUUCCAAUGGUUAUAGCUGGGAACAAAUGCGACCGCGACAUAAAAACUGUGACGGUUGAAGAGGCCCAACAAUACUGUACGACCCAGGACGACUGUUGCGUUUUCAUUGAAGUAUCUGCCAAGCGGAAUUACCACGUCGAUGAACUAUUCUACCAACUUUUUGUCGUCGCCGGAUUACCCUUGGAAAUGGCACCAAACCAUCACCGAAAAGUUCCCCUCAACUUUGGUUCACCAACUAUGCUACCGCCUUCACAGCCGAAACACAAAGCCACUUUGAGCAUAAAGCGACGUUUGAGCGACGCUUGCGGCGUUGUAGCGCCGAACGUUCGUCGCCCCAGUAUUCGUACGGACCUUAUGAUCAUGAGGACAAAGACGUGCUCUUUGGGAACCGGAAACGAGAACAACACGCCCGGUUCAAGAAUUACACUGAGGUCAUCGGACACUAGGAAAACGUGUACGAUACAAUGAUACGUCUUCGCCAACUGAAAAAAGGAAAUACCAGAGUAGAAAUAAGAAACAGAUUUCUCAGCAUUACCCCCUUCCAUCAUCCCACGCGAGACAUGAAUUGUAGUACGCGUACCCAAUGAAUCACGGUUACGUUAUAAAUAUAUAAAUACAUAUAUAUAUAUAUAUACAUUGUAAGAAUAACGAUAAUAAUAAUUGCAUAAAGAUAAUUGAAACGAGUGUAGUAAUAAUGUUGCUGAAAAAAAGGAAGUAAUAAAUACAAUAAUUAUGUUAUAACAACAAUAAUAGAAAUAAAAAUUAUGUAGAAUAUCCAUAAUGCUGAUAUCGAUGAUGAUGAUGAUGAUGAUGAUGAUGAUAAUGAUGAUGAUGCUGGUGUUUUAAUAGUUAUAUAGCAAUAGCCAAGUUGAAUUUCAAUGUUGCGCAAAUAUAUUUCAUUGAAAUAUGAUAUUUUUCUCUAUUAUAUACAUACCGUAGUAAACUUGACCAUGAGGCUUUGACCAACCGAUUUGAGCGAGCUUGUGCCUACGCAUAUUAUGAGCCAAACGGAUUUCUAAUUGUAAUAGAACGAGCAUAAUCUUCACGAGAAGAUUAAAAAGAAGAAUUUUUUUUCCAUAACGUAUAAAUCAUCCACUUUUAAACUGACAAUCGAUUUCCAAUAAUAAUUGACGUGAUUUUGCUUCACGUCGUUGAUGAAAUUUUAAUUAAAAAUCACGAGAAUAAUCCUUUAGUAUAAGUUUUAGUCUCGAAGAUAUAAUAAUUGCGUAAUCUCCGAUUUGGAAUGAUUCGAUAGUUUUUUUUUGUCCGCUUUAGAGCGCUAUUAAUGUUCAAAGAUAUUUGAUUUUCGUUACGUAUGUAUAUCAAUUUUUGUUGUGUUUCGAUAAAUUUCGUACGUGUUGGCAAGAAUUAAUUCAUCAAACAGAAUUAGAACAUAAUCAUGAAAUAUUUAAUUACGCUAUAAAAUACACACCCCCAAUUUUACUGAAGCAAUAACAUCAUCGUUGUAGGUAUGAUAGAUAUUAUACCGUACUAAUUAAGUAUAUUGACUCGCUAGAUGAACUUGUAUAAUAAUGUGAAACUUUGAAAAUUUAUUCGCUCGUUAAAUUCGCGGAUGAACAUGAAAGAUUAAACAAAAAAAAAAAAAAGGAAAAAAUAAUGCGUCAGCGCUUGAUUACACAGCUAAAUCCAAUGUACCAAUGCGAGAAAAAAAAAAAUAUUAUGAACAUAUUCAAUAAGCAACCUGCGUAACGUACUUGUACAUCUGACGAAAAUUUUAUUGCGAUCAUCAAGAUACUCAUAUCAGUAUACGUGUUCGCAUUUUAUAUAAAUAAAGCCUGUCUUAUA
Messenger RNA from Athalia rosae (coleseed sawfly), 2856 nucleotides. RefSeq names its product dexamethasone-induced Ras-related protein 1. The transcript is spliced from 6 exons. Bases 616 to 1518 code for a protein of 300 amino acids. The record is from RefSeq and is a predicted model, not a curated record. Gene Ontology annotation, molecular function: GTPase activity; GTP binding. NCBI's taxonomy places the organism in Eukaryota, Metazoa, Arthropoda, Insecta, Hymenoptera, Athaliidae.